UCAAUUUCCGCAAAUGAGUCAGGGGGCGUGCACUUUACUUUACUUCCUGUUACGAGUACCACAGUGAUCGUGUGGAAAAUUUUGAUUUGAAUAGAAAUUCGUGUUGACUGACCAGAGUCCACGAAUUUAAGAUAUUUUGUCCAAAAGUAGGUUAAUUUGAACAAUGUCUGCUCACAGCUUUGGGGUAAUUCCAAUAACCUGCCAUGCAUGGAACGGAAAAGGUUCAGAAAUAGCAAUAUCCAGGAGUGACCAAAAUAUUGAAAUUUACAAAAAGUCACCCUCUGGAUAUGAUUUGACUGCUACUCUGUCUGAGCAUGGUCAGAGAGUUACAGGAAUAGACUGGGAUCCCAAGAACAAUAGAAUUGUCACCAGUGGUGCUGAUAGAAAUGCUUAUGUGUGGGAGUUUCGAGAUGGUAACUGGAAGCCUUGCUUGGUUAUUCUGAGAAUCAACCGGGCUGCCACCUGUGUCAAGUGGUCACCAAAUGGAGACAAAUUUGCAGUUGGCAGUGGCUCCAGGCUGAUUUCCAUUUGUUAUUUUGAAGAAGAAAAUCAUUGGUGGGUCAGCAAACACAUCAAGAAACCUAUCAGAUCGACUGUAACCUGUUUAGACUGGCAUCCAAACAAUGUGUUGAUCGCUGCAGGAUCUUCAGAUUUUAAAGCAAGGAUCUUCUCUGCUUAUAUCAAGGAAAUUGAAAGCAAACCAACAGCAACCUGCUGGGGGGCCAAAAUGCCUUUUGCAAACUGCAUGUUUGAGGUUUCCAAUGGAGGAGGUGGAUGGGUCCAAGGUGUUUCUUUCUCAGCAAAUGGUGACCUGUUGGCUUUUGUGGGUCACGAUUCCAGCAUCAGUGUGGUCAAUGGAGCCAACCAACAACAAUUAGCUGUACUGAAGGGAUCCUAUCUUCCUAUGAUGAGUCUAACAUGGGUGGGAGCCAACAGUAUUGUGACUGCAGGCCAUGACUGUCUCCCAAAAUUGUUCAAAUACAGUGAUGGGAAUGUGACCUUUGUCAAUGACCUUGACAUUCCAAAGGAGAAGGAGACUGGGACAAUGAGUGCCAUGAACCGUUUCCGAAACCUGGACAAGAAGGCAACAGCGGAGGGCACCACUGACUUAAAAACGAAGCACCAAAAUACAAUCACGCAAGUGUCUAUUUACUCAGGAACUAAAGACAACUGCAGCAAGUUUUCCACUACAGGAAAAGAUGGUCAAAUGAUUGUCUGGGAUGUUAAGGUACGGAUUAUCACAUUCUGUCUACACUUCAAGAUCCAAGGCCAAUUUUUUUUUUAAAUUGUUUUACGGAUUUCAAAAUUUUCAAAUCCGUUCGGAGGCGGUAAAAAUUAUUUAAAAAAUACAAAUGACAAAAUGUUAAGUAAUAAAAAUGAACUUGAUUUGAGGUCUAUGUUUUAUUGUCAAUUUUAUUCUCUUCACAGUCAGCUUCAACGGUGGUAUAUAGCGACUAUAUGAGCGCUUUGGCAACAAUGCUAUUUCCUUCAAAAAUGUUUGUUUAUCAAAUUAACUUUCUAUCACUCUCAAAUAUUCAUCAUUUACCAUUCAGUUAUGUAAAUCCCAAAAUAAAAGAACCACUUCUUUUUUCCAUUCAAAAGAUGGCAUCCAUGACGUAUAUAGGGAUGCACUAAUCACCUGAAGUACCAAAAUCCUGACUGACCUUACCAAGCAUAUAUUUUGUCUAAAAAUUUACUUUUAAGUUUUAAAGUCUUAUUUAUGAAGUCAAUUAAGGUUAUAAAUAAAAUUCAUGAACUCUGUCAACUGUCAUUCAAAAAUUAUGAAUUUUAUAUAAGUCAGAUCAAUUCAUUGUUGGUAGUCAACAAAUUUGCAUACAGUGAAUGAAUAAAUCCAUGAAUUUAUGUUGAAAAUGUUUUCAACCUCCUUCAAUAUAUGAAGAAUUACACAUAAUUAUAAAGAAUAUAUCUUUAAAAUUCAUAAAUAAGAAUUUAAAAGUGUAUCCAUGGCAAAAUGUAUGCUUAGUAAGGUCAGGUAGGGUUAUACUUGUUUAGGUGAUUAGUGCAACCUAAUGUACGUCAUGGAUGCCAUCUAAAAAUAAAUUUUGGUUUUUGUUUUGGGAUUUACAUAUCAAAUUGGUAUGCAAUGCAUAACUAAUGCUAAUCAGAAGUUAGUUUCAUAAACAGAUAACUUAUUGGAAGCAAAUAGCAUUGUUGAUAAGGUGCAGAAUAAUUGUUAGCACUGGCUAAAGUUGACUGAUAUUUCACACAUGACACAUGAAUAUUAUGAAAAGUAAAUUUUAUUUAAAGUCCGCUUUUUGGAGGACUGUCCCGAUAUUCAGCGGAGGCAUCUGUCCAAAUAUCCAGCCCAGCAGAAUAUAUUUUUUGUUUUCUUUCUUUCCUUUUUUUUUUUUUUUUGAAAAAGGAAAAAUACCAUCAUUUGGAAUAUAAAAAGGAGUGAAAACCAUUUUAUUUUUUGUCCAACAUCUCAAAAAAUCAGUGCGGCGGAUCCGUAAACCAACUCAAUAGAAAUAAAGGCCCAAAUAUGCAUUUAACUUUAGCUCACAUUGACUAGGUUCAAUUUAGCUAUUCUGAUCAAAAUGUGUCCAUUGUCUGUCAUUGACUUUAACUUCUUGCAUUUUUGACUUGAAAGAAAUUAUCCUUGGGUAGUAGGGAUUCAAUUUCAUUGAAAUGAAUAGCCCAGC
Messenger RNA from Ostrea edulis (European flat oyster), 2663 nucleotides. RefSeq names its product actin-related protein 2/3 complex subunit 1A-like. Lineage: Eukaryota; Metazoa; Mollusca; Bivalvia; Ostreida; Ostreidae. Bases 164 to 1285 code for a protein of 373 amino acids. The transcript is spliced from 12 exons. Gene Ontology annotation, biological process: Arp2/3 complex-mediated actin nucleation. Gene Ontology annotation, molecular function: actin filament binding. The record is from RefSeq and is a predicted model, not a curated record. Gene Ontology annotation, cellular component: actin cytoskeleton; Arp2/3 protein complex.